Molecule: messenger RNA, 2499 nt
Organism: Brassica rapa (field mustard)
Lineage: Eukaryota; Viridiplantae; Streptophyta; Magnoliopsida; Brassicales; Brassicaceae
Molecular function (GO): nucleic acid binding; zinc ion binding
Source: RefSeq, a predicted model, not a curated record
AUGAGCAGUGAGGAAGAACGGAACCGUCCCGGAAAUUCUGUAGCCGGACUCUCAAACCUCCAAAUGAGGGCUUUAAACGAUACUUUUACUAACCUUAUGAAUGCAGGACUUGAGCAGAUCCAUCAAAGGUUAGAUGAGAUUCAGGAGAGCCAACAAACCAGAUCUAGAACCGGAACCAGACGAGCUCAACCUAGACGGAACAGCCAAUCCGAUCUAGAAAUCUUUGACGAAGAUACCAACGAUGAUCAAUCCAUCAACCGACCCAGGAGAGGACAUAGAAACCGAAACCCAGGUGAAGUCAAUCCUUUUGCUAGAGCUGAACGAAAUGAAAAUGGGUUGGGUGCUUUGAAAUUGAAAAUUCCAAGCUUUGAAGGAAAGAAUGAUCCUGAUGUCUUUUUAGAAUGGGAAAGGAAAAUUGAACUGGUUUUUGAUUGUCAAAACUUGUCUGAUAUUAGGAAGGUUAGGUUAGCAGCUUCUGAAUUUUCUGGCUAUGCUAUUAACUGGUAUGACCGAGUUGUGACUCACAGGAGGAGAACAGGUGAAGCACCAGUGGAGACUUGGUUGGGGCUUAUUACGCUUAUGCGGAAACGCUUCGUACCGGACCAUUACCAACGCGACCUACACCACAAACUCAGGAGGCUACUUCAGGGAACAAAGUCGGUUGAGGACUACCAUCAGGAAAUGGAGACUUUGAUGCUUAAGGCUGAUGUGGAUGAACCUGUAGACGCAACCAUGGCUAGAUUCCUCACUGGACUCAACCGGGACAUCCAAGACCGCAUGGAACUUCAGGAUUAUAGUGACAUGGAACAGAUGCUACACAAGGCUAUCCUGAUUGAGCAGCAAGUCAAAAGGAAAGGACUCUCCAAAUCCACCUUCCCUUCAAAAUCACCUUUUCCAUCUAAGCCUAGCUACCAAGACAAAGGUAAGUAUCCUGCCACAACAAAUACUGCUUUGAAAACUGAUGUUCCUACUCGUGUGGAUAAAGGAAAAGCAGUGGAAAACCCCAGCAGAACAAGAGACAUAAGGUGUUUCAAGUGUCAGGGCCUCGGACACUAUGCCAACAAAUGUCCAAACCAGCGGGUGAUGGUUCUUUUGGAAAAUGGUGAUGUAGAAUCCGAGGAGGACAAAGAGGAAAAAGAGGACCUUGGUCCCAUUUUUGAUGAGGAAGAAGAGCCCUUUGAUUACCCAGCCAGUGGACCACUUCUUGUUACAAGAAAGCUCUUGGAGGAACCGAUCUUAGAGGACGAAAUUGAGGAAGUAAUUGAUGAGUUCUGUUCCUCGUUUGUUAAAGAAACAGGACCGGUCUAUGACGAGGACAAUCUCAGCUUUCCAGCUACUGAUGGUGGCAGCUGUACCAACGUGGCUAGUGAUACCUUGGUGAAGAAACUUGGACUUGUUACACGUCCACUUGCCAAACCUUUCAGGUUGGAAUGGUUGAAUGAGGACGGAGAGCAAUACGUCAAGGAACAGGUGACUGUUCCGAUCACUAUCGGACGGUACGAGGAUGAGGUCGUGUGUAACGUCCUUCCCAUGGACGCUUGUCACAUUCUUUUGGGUCGACCUUGGCAGUUCGACAAGAAGGCUGUCCAUGAUGGCUACACAAACCGCCACUCCUUUGAACACAAUGGAAAGAAAAUCACCUUGGUUCCCCUUUCUCCCUUAGAAGUUCACCAAGAUCAAAUCCAACUUAAGAAGGGACGAGAACAAGACUCCAAACCUGAGGCAUCAGCAAGAAAUUCCAACUUCUACAUCAAACAAGGUCAGGUAAGAAAAACCCUUGCCACCAAAAAGCCAUUCCUUUUGCUUGUUUAUAAGGAAUCUCUUAUGGCCUCAUCUUCUUCUCACCUUGCACCGGACAUUCCGAGUGAUUUGAAAGGAUUAUUGCAGGAGUUUUCUGAUGUAUUUCCUGAAGAAAAUCCAAAAGGAUUGCCUCCAAUCCGUGGCAUUGAACAUCAGAUCGAUCUCGUUCCAGGCGCGUCCUUGCCAAACCGACCAGCGUACCGCACUAACCCCGUCGAGACCAAGGAACUCCAAAAGCAGAUUGAUGAUCUUCUUGACAAAGGAUACAUCCGAGAAAGCCUCAGCCCAUAUCAAGUUGUUUUCCUAGGUUUUGUUGUAGGAAAAGAUGGCCUGAAGGUUGAUGAAGAAAAGGUCAAAGCCAUCCGCGACUGGCCCAUUCCUAAGUCCGUAAGUGAGGUUCGAAGCUUCCAUGGCCUUGCUGGUUUCUAUCGACGGUUCGUCCAAGACUUCAGUUCUAUAGCCGCUCCUCUCACUGAGGUUAUCAAGAAGAAUGUGGGUUUCAAGUGGGAACAACCUCAGCAGGAAGCUUUCCAAAUCCUAAAAGAGAAGUUAACUCAAGCCCCUCUUCUUGCUUUACCAGAUUUUUCUAAAACUUUUGAGAUUGAGUGUGAUGCUUCCGGAGUGGGUAUUGGUGCUGUUCUUAUGCAGGAUAGGAAACCCAUCGCAUACUUUAGUGAAAACUUGGAGGAGCUACCUUGA